UGCAUAUCACAUCACUAAACAAAAUCAGUGUUAGAACAAUGGCAAAGCUUAAUGUUGAUAUAGAGAGUAAAGAACUACUUGGGGCUCAAGCUCAAGUAUGGAACAACACAUUUCCCUUCAUACACACAAUGGCUCUAAAUUGCGCCGUCGAGUUGGGCAUCCCGGACAUCAUCCAUCGCCACGGAAGUCCAAUGUCGCUAUCCCAAUUAGUCGACGCACUUCCCAUCAACAAAGCGAAGUCAAAUUGCAUCCAUCGCUUGAUGCGCUCACUCGUCCACUCUAAGCUCUUCAUCAAACUCAACACCACGGAGGAUGAAGAGGCGCGCUAUUGGCUCACUCCGGCCGGAGACCUCCUUCUAAAAAAUAAUCCCAUGGCUGUUGCGCCAUAUUUGCAAGUCAUGUCGAAUCCGGAAAUGGUGAAAGUGUGGCACUAUAUGAGCCAAUGGCUUGUUAGUGGAAACAAUGGGUCGCCCUUUGAGAUCGCGCACGGGAAGACCGUUUGGGAGCAUUUUUCAGGGAGUGAGUCGAGAUUGGGCGACAUGUUCAACGAAGCUAUGUCGUGCGACACAAGGCUUGUGAUGUCCGUAUUGCUUAAAGAUUACAAGAAAGUUUUCGAGGGGGUGGGGUUGCUAGUGGACGUGGGAGGGGGCGUUGGGACAGCAGCAAAAGAAAUCCUCGAUGUAUUUCCGGGCAUGGAAUGCAUUGUUCUUGAUCUCCCACUUGUUGUAGCUGGAUUGGAAGGGACACAGAGCUUGAAAUUCGUUGGAGGAGACAUGUUCGACGACAUUCCUCGCGGUGAUGCUAUACUCUUCAAGUGGGUCUUGCACGACUGGAACGAUGAGAAUUGCACGAGAGUGUUGAAGAAAUGCAGAGAAGUUCUGUCGGAAGGCGGGAAAGUGAUCAUAAUCGACAUGGUUUUGAACGAUGAAUCUUGCCGAGGAGAUCAUAAGGACGACAUUAUCGAGGAAUCUCAGCUGUUGUUCGACCUAUUGUUGAUGACUUAUGUCGAAGGAAAAGAAAGAAGUGAGAGGGAAUGGGCAAAGCUUUUCACAGAUGCUGGCUUCACUACCUAUAAGAUUACUCCUGUGUUAGGUGCGAGGUCUGUAAUCGAAGUUUAUCCAUGAAAAUAAUUUGGAUUGGAUGUGUUCGAGGUCUGAUUUGGUUGUCCAUGAUUCUUAAUUCAUGUUCUCUUAGUUUAUUUAUCGUAUCUUUAAUUUGUAUUGUAUUGUAUUGUAUUGUAAGAAUAAUC
This is a messenger RNA of Andrographis paniculata, 1249 nucleotides long. Its product is annotated as chavicol O-methyltransferase-like. The transcript is spliced from 2 exons. Gene Ontology annotation, biological process: methylation. Lineage: Eukaryota; Viridiplantae; Streptophyta; Magnoliopsida; Lamiales; Acanthaceae. Gene Ontology annotation, molecular function: protein dimerization activity; O-methyltransferase activity; S-adenosylmethionine-dependent methyltransferase activity. Bases 39 to 1124 code for a protein of 361 amino acids. The record is from RefSeq and is a predicted model, not a curated record.